UUUUUCAACUUUUGAAGCAGUAUUUCAACUAUAUACUACAGGGUAGCCUUAAAUAUGCAAUCUUUCUGACUCUGACUCUUAAGUAGUGGGACUACAGGUAUUAUGUAGGCAGACCCACAUCGGUAAGUGUGAUAAUUUAUUUGCACUUCCACACUUUCCAGGUUAGAAUUCUGGACUAUUUAAUGUGUGAGAGUGUGACCACUAUAGACCCUGUGUUCUAUAGUGUGAGGGCAUUGUUUGAGAAGAGACUUGAAAUCUCACUAUUCAAAACUCUAAAGUUCUACUUACUUUAAUUUCAUACUUUUUUGUUCAGCACUACUUACACAUCAGACUAGAGAAGGUUUGCUAACCUCUCCACAGCAAGUAUCCAUUCUCUACCUUGAGUGACUUUUCUGUCUCUGUAGACACUGAGAACAGAGAAUUUACUACUAUAAAUACAAAUAAUAAAUUGUCCAUCUCAUGAUCAACUUUAAUCUUCCAGUUUCUCUAAAUCUAAAAUAUUCUGAGAGACAAACACGUUAAUUGCCCUAUCUCCAGUGAUGGAUUUUUAGCCAUUUCCUGGAACUUCGUAGUAAGUUUCUUCCACCUGCUUUCUUCCAUCAAACACAUGUGUGCACUUUAAUUUUGUGAGUCCUCAAUAUUGUUACCUUCCUAUCAGCUUCCUGGGUAUUUUAAAGGCAGAAGAAUAACUGCAUAUUACCAGCACACCCACCUUUCGGUUUUGUGCUGGUUUAUUUUCUUUUUCAAUCAUGUAUAGAACUUAAAUGUUUAAAAAUUCACUCAAACUGCAUUUUCAGCUCCAACUGUUUUGUCCAUUCCUGGGUACUUUUGAAACUUUCAAUAGUGGACAUAAUUGAUGAGUUUCUAGCACCUGUUCCCAACAGUCUCCUCCUUCAGUAACAAUCAUGAUCUUCAGUUAGGGCUACCCGCCCCCAGGCUUCAACGAUGACACUAGUUGGGGUUAAACAAGCAAAGGGUAGGUCUUCAGGCUCUGUGACUAAAAGAUAUCCCUAUGAUGCUACAUUUGAGUAACUGUAUGUUACUUCGCUAGCCAGAACACUGUAUUAAUUGGUUUCAUUGGAAGUUAAAUUUUUGCUCUCUUUAGGAAAGCAAAUGUCUCUCCUUUUUCUUCCCAAACUUCUAUGUAUUGUUGGCAGAAUAUUUUGGGAACCUAAGGGAGGUCAGCGUUAGGAGUAAGAGUGUACUUCACAAGAAACAGCCCAUGCUUGUAUUUGUACAUACUUCCUGAAUUUUUGUCGCUUGCAAGAAACUGGAACACAACUAUGAAUUUAUAUAAUAUGGUCCUUAAUGUAUACCAUCCCCUGGCCAAUCCAGUUUCGUAACCCUAAGAGAACCUCUGAAACUUCCCAUGGACACUUUUUCUUUCCCUUUCUGCCUAAGCAAGGCCUAGUGGGAAGGGAUGCGUUAAACUUAACAGUGUUCUAUUCCCGAGAUACUUAACACAUGCUUUAAAACAAACAUUCACAUCAUCAUGAACUAUAGAGAACACUGAUGAAAAAUACACCAGUAACCACAUAAACAACAAGUAUUUGUCUCUGGGGGACUUUCAAUGUAAGUGGAAUUUAAGUAGCAUCAUCAGACUGUGAAAAUCUCAGAAGACACAUGGUGGCGCUGCAGGAUAACGUUACAGAAAAAAAAAAUCACAUUAAAUGCUCAGGACACACAGCCCAAGCCAGCACGGAAAACUAGGAAGAAAUAACAGGUCGUGAAGGUGCUGCCUAGAAGCCUUUUAUCCUUUGGAUUCUGAGGAUUCUGUGGACAAAUCAAGGGACAUAUUUUACAGAACUGCGUGCUGAGGCAGAAGGGAUUCUUUCAGAAGCCUGCCAGAAAGGAGCUAUGGAGAUCCGAGGGGGAAACUAUGCACAGACAAGGCAAGUCCUGCUCCUCUUUGUUUUGCUGGGAAUGUCUCAAACGCACGCUGAGCCUGGGAGACUUUCGGUGGUGGAGGAGACGCUGAGCGGGGCCUUGGUAGGCAAUUUGGUAAAGGAUCUGGGGCUUGAGGUGGUUGAGCUGUCUUCACGGGGGGCUCAAGUGGUCUCUAAGGAUAACAAACUGCCUUUGCUUUUGAACAUAAAUACAGGAGAUUUGCUCCUAAGCGAGCCGUUAGACAGGGAAGAGCUGUGUGGCUCCACCGAGCCCUGCGUGAUGCAUUUCCAGGUGUUAAUGAAAAACCCCUUACAGAUUUUGCAAGUUGAGCUUCAGGUCAGGGAUGUAAAUGACAACUCCCCCAUAUUCUUGGAAAAGGAAAUGGUUCUAGAAAUCCCAGAGAAUAGCCCUGUUGGUUCUGUGUUCUUACUAGAAAGUGCGACGGAUUUAGACGUAGGACCCAAUGCUGUGAAAAACUACAUCAUAAGCCAGAGCUCUCAUUUCCACAUUACGAUGAGAGUUAAUCCUGAUGGCAGGAAAUACCCAGAGUUAGUUUUGGACAAGGCGCUGGACUACGAGGAGCAGCCGGAGCUCAGUCUCAUCCUCACUGCUUUGGAUGGUGGGACUCCACCCAGGUCUGGGACUGCCUUGGUUCAAGUGGAAGUCAUAGAUACUAAUGACAACUCCCCUGAGUUUGAGCACAUGUUCUAUGAAGUGAAGAUUCCAGAGAACAGCAUCCUUGGCUCACUGGUUAUCACUGCAUCAGCUUGGGAUUUAGACUCAGGAAUUAAUGGUGAACUAUCAUAUACCUUUUCUCAUGCAUCAGAGGAUAUUCAAAAGACAUUUGCAAUUAAUAAAACCUCUGGAGAAAUACGUUUAAUAGGAUAUUUGGACUUUGAAACAACUGAAUCCUACUCAGUAAUCAUUAAAGCUACAGAUCGGGGAGGACUUUUUGGGAAAUCAACAGUAAGAAUUCAGGUGAUGGAUGUGAAUGACAAUUCUCCUGAAAUUGCUGUGUCAUCAUUUAUCAGUCCAAUCCCAGAAAACACCCCAGAGACUUUAGUUAUGAUUUUUAGUACCCAAGACAAGGACUCAGGAGAGAACAGCAGGAUGAUCUGUUCUAUUCCAGAGGACCUCCCGUUUGUGCUAAAAUCUUCGAUUGAAAAUUACUACCACUUAGAAACAGAGGGAGCACUGGACAGAGAGAGCAGAGCUGAGUACAACAUCACCAUCACAGUCACCGACAUGGGCACACCCAGACUCACAACACAGCACAUCAUAACAGUGCAGGUCUCCGAUCUCAAUGACAAUGCCCCUGCCUUCACACAACCCUCCUACACCCUGUUUGUCCAGGAGAACAACAGCCCCGCCCUGCACAUAGGCACCAUCAGCGCCACAGACUCAGACUCAGGCUCCAAUGCCCACAUCACCUACUCUCUGCUGCCCACCCACGACCCGCAGCUGGCCCUCCACUCGCUCAUCUCCAUCAAUGCCGACAAUGGGCAACUGUUCGCGCUCAGGGCGCUGGACUAUGAGGCCCUGCAGACCUUCGAGUUCCAUGUGGGCGCCACAGACCAAGGCUCUCCUGCACUCAGCAGCCAGGCGCUGGUGCAAGUGCUGGUGCUGGACGCCAACGACAAUGACCCCUUCGUGCUCUACCCGCUGCAGAACGCCUCUGCACCCUGCACAGAGCUGCUGCCCAGGGCGGCAGAGCCAGGAUACCUGGUCACCAAGGUGGUGGCAGUGGACCGCGACUCUGGACAGAAUGCCUGGCUGUCCUUCCAGCUGCUCAAGGCCACGGAGCCCGGGCUGUUCAGCGUGUGGGCUCACAAUGGCGAGGUGCGCACCUCCAGGCUGCUGAGUGAGCGCGAUGCUCCCAAGCACAGGCUGCUGCUGCUGGUCAAGGACAAUGGCGAGUCUCCAAGGUCUGCCAGUGUCACUCUGCAUGUGCUGCUGGUGGAUGGCUUCUCUCAGCCCUACCUGCCUCUGCCAGAGGUGGCGCGCGACCCCGCGCACGAGGACUUGCUCACACUGUACCUGGUCAUUGCCUUGGCUUCUGUGUCUUCCAUCUUCCUCUUGUCUGUGCUGCUGUUCGUGGGGGUGAGGCUGUGCAGGAGGGCCAAGGAAGCCUCUCUGGGUGGCUGCUCUGUGCCUGAGGGACACUUUCCUGGUCGCCUGGUGGAUGUCAGUGGGGCAGGGACCCUGUCCCAGAGCUACCAGUAUGAGGUGUGCCUGAUGGGAGGUACUGGAACAAAUGAGUUCAAAUUCCUGAAGCCAUUUUCCCCCAAUCUACCACCCCAGUUCCCUGGGAAAGAAAUGGAGGAAAGCCCUACUCUCCACAAUAGUUUUGGGUUAUUUAGUGACCAUAACUGAAGCUAUAUUUCAUAUGUAUUUCAUUUAAGGCUAUCCCAAGGCAAUGUGCAUUUAUUCCAGUUUGCAUGAUCUUCAAAUCUGCUAGUAUUUACAUUUCCUUUGUCCCUCCCACUUUUCAAUUUAUGUCAGCACUAGAUAAGAUGGUAAUUUAUUCUGUGGCCGGUUCCCUAGGAUGUCCUACCUUGUAAAGACUUUACCUCUUUAAACAACACAAAAUCACCUCCAUCUGUCUUCUCCAGUCACACCUUUCCCUUCACUGUGCUUAUGAUGAAAUAAACAGACCACAUCAGGAGUA
Messenger RNA from Onychomys torridus (southern grasshopper mouse), 4555 nucleotides. RefSeq names its product protocadherin beta-11-like. The coding region runs from base 1858 to 4260 and encodes 800 amino acids. Gene Ontology annotation, cellular component: plasma membrane. The transcript has a single exon. Gene Ontology annotation, biological process: homophilic cell-cell adhesion. Lineage: Eukaryota; Metazoa; Chordata; Mammalia; Rodentia; Cricetidae. Gene Ontology annotation, molecular function: calcium ion binding. The record is from RefSeq and is a predicted model, not a curated record.